Molecule: messenger RNA, 1563 nt
Organism: Aspergillus nidulans FGSC A4
Lineage: Eukaryota; Fungi; Ascomycota; Eurotiomycetes; Eurotiales; Aspergillaceae
Product: protein CYP649A1
Exons: 3
Coding region: 1-1563 (520 amino acids)
Biological process (GO): secondary metabolic process
Cellular component (GO): membrane
Molecular function (GO): iron ion binding; oxidoreductase activity, acting on paired donors, with incorporation or reduction of molecular oxygen; heme binding
Source: RefSeq, a predicted model, not a curated record
AUGGAAGAUCCAAGCAGUUUACCAUCGUUGUAUCCGGGACUCUUUGUUCUAUUUCUUCUUUACUUUGCAGGAGAUCUCAUCGCAACGAGGCGUGCCGCACAGAGACAAAAAGACCACCCUCUCGUGGGUAGCCCGUCGUGGUGGACGCCUCGCUUCGGUCUAAACCUUGUGUUCGCAGCUAGGGCGGUUGAGAUAUUACAGACAGGUUACCACAAGUUCAAAAACCGCACUUUCCAGCUCAUCAGAGGUGACGGUAGUGUGGUGAUUCUGCCGCUGCAUUUGAUCGAUGAGCUAUCCUCACUACCACAAUCAGUGGCUAGUAGCCAUGGAGCACUUGAACGAGACCUCCUAGGGCGCUACACCGGUCUCGAUAUUAUCCUCACUAGUCGUAUGCAUCACACCAUCGUCCAGCGAAAGCUCACACCCCGUCUUGCAGCGCUUACACCCUCCCUGCAAGACGAAGUGUCGUUAGCUGUGCAAGAAGGGUUUCCUCAUUCUACUGAAUGGACGAUUGUCAAACCUUAUCAAAUUCUAGCACAGGUUGCAGCGAAAAUAGCUGCGCGGGCAAUGGUGGGACCAUCAUUUUGUCGCGACCCUAGAUGGCUAGAUAUCUCAGUCAACUAUACUGAAAGCUUAUUCAGGACGAUCGUUAUCCUGCGACUGUUCCCUGGGUGGACACAUCCAGUAUUGAGCCGCUGUCUGCCUUCUUACUGGGCGGGCAAGCGAUAUCUCCAACGCGCAAAGGGUAUCCUUGGGCCGAAGAUCGACGAAUUGAUCCGUAGGAAUGAUACCGGAGAGUGGUCUCCCGAGCGGACUGAAAGCGACUUUAAUGUCCUUUGCUGGCUGGUUGAGGCAGCCAAGGGUCGAGAUAGAAACGCCGAAACACUCGCCCAUAUUGAGGUUCUCCUUGCCUUGGCUGCGGUUCAUACAAUCCUAUUACGGUUGGUCAAUGUGCUAUAUGAUCUUGUAGCGCACCCCGCGCUAUUCGAGGAGCUAAAGGAGGAGAUUCAAGAUAUCGGUUUUAAUGAAGACUGGAAUUUUGGCUCAUACAAUAAAUUGCGCAAGCUUGACAGUGUGCUGCGCGAGUCACAGCGCCUAUCUCCCCCCACAAUCUUGGGGCUGAAACGCCUCUUUCUCCAGCCCUAUAAGUUUACCUCGGGCAUUACUGUGCCGGCUGGAACGUAUGUUGCCCUCCCGGUGAUGGCAAUCGAAAACGACCCCUUGCACACGGACAACCCGGAGGAAUUCGACGGCCUACGCAGCUAUCGGCGCAUCGAACAGAAGACGGCAAGCAUGAGACCCAAUCCCAAAGAUGGCCCACAGUUCUCGACAAUUGAAAAGACAGUACUGGGAUUUGGCUACGGCAAGUCAGCAUGUCCAGGUCGCUACUUUGCAAGUCUCGUAUUGAAAAUGGUCUUUGUCAAACUGCUAACUGAAUAUGAUUUCCAAUUCUUACCGGGUAGAAGCCGACCGAAGAACUAUCUGGUGCAUGAAUUUCUUUUCCCAUGGCCAUGGGACAAGAUCCUGGUGAGAAGAAGAGAGAACGGGGUCUGUCCAUUCUGA